GUAAAUAAAAAAUAAAAUUCCACUACUAAAUAAAUUGAAAGAAUACUGUAAAACACUAUUUCAAUUAUUCAAAUUUAAAAAACAUUGUGCGCGAUCACAAAUUUUUCGUUUUCAGAAGACGGGAAUGCAGAUGGAGGCUGAAGACCCAACAGCGGCGGUCCUCUUGUGUGAAGUGGUGGUGAUGGAGAUCCUCUCUUGGCUGACGCGGCUGAAGCUUGUGUGCAAGUCAUGGAACUCCAUCAUCUCCGACCCUCACUUCGUCAAACUUCAGCUUCACCGUUCACCCAAAAAUGCCAUCCUCCUCUUUACGCCCCUCGACGAAGAAAAUAAAUGGGGCUUAGUGUUUAGUAGCGUUGAGUCUUUCAUCCAGAAUCCAUCAUCUACUCUUGAUGCUCAAGAGAAUCGCUACUCUCUACACGUAAACGACUGGGUUGUGGGGUAUAUUUCAGAGAACUCGCCGUGCUUACGUGUCAAUAUGCUCAAUGCUCUUGGAUUUGGGUACGAUGAGUCAAGUGGCAGUUACAAGGUACUGGCUAUCAUUUGGGAUUCUUCUGGAACACUGAUUACGCAAGUUUAUAGCUUUGGUGGCAGUUCAUGGAAGAGGAUCAAGAGUUUUCCUGCUUUUCCGUUUUCUUGUCAAGAUAAUGGCUACUUCAUCGGUGGCACUCUUAAUUGGAUAGCUCUCCGUAACCCGCAUGGAGCUGAUUAUGAUUGGUAUGCUGUUACACUUGAUAUGUUAAUGCUUGUUUCUUUUGACCUGAAAUCCGAUACAAGUAAACAGAUUCCGCUUCCAAAGGGUAUCGAUGAGAUCCCCGGUCAAGAGCCAACUCUGGGAGUUUGGGGAAAUAGCCUGUAUCUUCUUCAUGAUUACAACAGCACUCAUUUUAUUGCAUGGCAAAUGAAGGAGUUUGGAGAUGAAAAUUCUUGGACUCAAUUGCUAAAGAUUAGUUUUCACCAUCUCGGUGUUGAAUGCCUAUUUCCAGGAUUUGUACUUGUGAAUGGAAAUGUCUUCAUGUUGAGAGGCAGGCAUGAUUCUGAGGCAGUUUUUUAUGACCGAAGAGAUAAUAGUGUUAAACGCGUUAAUAUCUCCUCCAACACUCAUUACAUCGAUGCAUUUGAUUAUGUUGAGAGCUUGGUUCAGCUUUGUUAAAAUUUGGUUCCUAUUCAAAGUUUUGCUUCUGCAGCUUUUUGUUCUGUCAGCAAAGUUCAGGGUCUGGAAAAUGUGACACCAAUGAUUACAAAGAUAGACCAGAAGAGUGCAAUAGAGCUUGAAUCAUAUGGCUUGGGUACAAGAAUGGUACUUCCUACUAGUAGUAGUUAUAGUGAUUAGAUCUUAGCAUGUUGCAACCGUAAUGUUGAGAACUUUAGAUGAUACAACAUGUGUAGCAUGUUAUUGCAAGCAUAGGAAUGUAAGCAGUGAAGAUUAAGAACCAAAAUUUUAUAGAACUAGAAGCAGUUAUUAGGUGAUAUAUAUGUGUGGUGAUUCCUUUGCCAAUGUUAUUAGUUCCUUUAAAAUAUUUACUUGUUUUCAUGAUUUCCAUGGGUGCUAUCAUAUCUUAUGGUCAACUAGACAUUUUAUGACAAUAUCUUGUUAUAUUGA
Molecule: messenger RNA, 1600 nt
Organism: Arachis duranensis
Lineage: Eukaryota; Viridiplantae; Streptophyta; Magnoliopsida; Fabales; Fabaceae
Product: F-box/kelch-repeat protein At3g23880
Exons: 3
Coding region: 125-1150 (341 amino acids)
Molecular function (GO): protein binding
Source: RefSeq, a predicted model, not a curated record